Messenger RNA from Trichobilharzia regenti, 910 nucleotides. The record is from the annotation of a GenBank genome assembly. Lineage: Eukaryota; Metazoa; Platyhelminthes; Trematoda; Strigeidida; Schistosomatidae.
GUUAUAAAAUGACUUCACCGAUUAAACCUAUCGACAACUUUUUGGUCUCCUCUACACCGCAUCCUCUUCAGAUGAAGAGUAAAAGUGGUGUGAAACGGAGUGAAUCGAGGAGUGUUAAUCUUACACAUGAUAUGAAGACUGAUGGUACAACGUUAAUUCAAGAUAUGGAUAUAUUUCAAUUUAAAGUCAAAGGUGAAGAAAAUGAAAGCUAUAUGACGAAUCUAGAAGAUAUUCGAUGCUUGGAUUGGACGUCUAAACGUGCCAGUUAUUUAUUUGACUUGUUAACACGGCCUCCUUUGCUUUUUUCACCCAGCAUGGGAAUUAGUCUUUCAUUCAAAAAAGAUUCACAAAGAAGUGGUUUACAGCUUUUACCUUUAAACAAGCGUAAUCGUCCAAUUAAUCCCGAUCCAUGUCUACUAUCCAUUGAUGGUCUUUUAGACUGUCUUUUUGUCACAAAUUCAUUGGUUGAUCAAAUAUAUCACGAUUGUAUGGAGAAUGCAGAUGAUCGGGGAUCAGAUGAGUAUGAACAGUCACCCACUAUCUUGGCUGCGAAAUUCUUUCGCAGAAGAGUAAAACCCAUCAUCUCACGGUUAUCAGAACUUCGGCUUAAAUUAUCAGACUUUAAACUUGGCGCAUGUGUUGGUAGAGGAGCGUGUGGCAUUGUUCGCGUAGUGCGCGAAGUGUCACCUCCUCAUUCUGUAUAUGCAAUGAAAUCGCAGUUUAAAGGAGCUUGGCUACAUCAUGACCCGGAGGGAUCUCAGAUACUACUUGAGAGAACUGUGUUAGCUCAAGCAACUGCCAUCGGAAAUCCAUGGCUUCCACACCUUCAUUAUGCAUUUCAAGACGAAAAGUAUUUACACCUCGUCAUGGAUUACGAACCUGGUGGUGACCUAUAUAUAUUUUUAAGCAA